Scleropages formosus (Asian bonytongue) is the source of this 3624-nucleotide messenger RNA. It is a transcript of the gene tmem265, whose product is annotated as transmembrane protein 265. NCBI's taxonomy places the organism in Eukaryota, Metazoa, Chordata, Actinopteri, Osteoglossiformes, Osteoglossidae. The record is from RefSeq and is a predicted model, not a curated record. The transcript is spliced from 2 exons. Bases 1606 to 2646 code for a protein of 346 amino acids.
AGAGAAAGAGAGAGAGGAGAAAAUCUCUUGGCGAGUUAGUGGAGCAUAGAACCGACUGUCUAAAGUAGUAUGACCGAGUGUCCAAUUCUCUCUUGCCUCUGUGCUCCCCGGAUUUCCAUACGAUCGGAACUCCAACUGGUGCUUCUGCUAGUGCUUGACAGAUAAGAAAACAAACCACAGUGGAUCUAAACUCCACGCUGGCAGGUGUCUGCAGAAACACGAGCUCCCUCUGAACUUGACAGCAAAACACACACUCUCUGCUUUUAAACAUUGCCCCCACGGGUCCUAGUGAAUUAUUAUAACAACGUCACUCAUCUCUCUUCCGCACGCAAACUCCCGGUGUCUCCCUCUCCUUCACACACUCCGCACAAAUGAUCGGUACCAGAACCACUCUGAAUUCACCAUGGCACAAAAGCAGUCAAAAUGUACAAUCGGAUAGCAACGUUGAAUUCGGGAAUCUACACAUUUUUAACAGCACAGAGAGAGAAGAGCUGCGCGGUAAUUGUACAGUAAAACACGAGUCCCUCCCCUGUCAAAUGCAUUUCUCCGCCAAGUGACAGGAAAGAGGGGGAAGCAGCGUUUUCACAUGAUGAAGUGAUGACUAAUUAAGGCAGGAACAUCUGGGCUGCCGAAGGCACCUGCAGACGCCGCCAGUCCGCUGCACAACAACCGUGAUGACCAGCCCGCCUCGCCCUCUUACUAUAUUAUCACCAUUAUUAUUAAGAUUAUUAUUAGAGGGAAGCCCGGUGAAUACGGGGAAUGUGGAACGGGCUCCGAAUGCGCCUCGAAGAAGUUGGAGAGCGAGAGCGAGAGCGGGAACGGCGGGAGGGGGAGCGCGAGGGACAAGGAGAGAGGGACGGAAAGAGGAAUAAAGAAAGAAAAGAGCGAAGGAGGACGGAGGGAACGAGUGAGCGCGAAGGCACGUAUCCUGCCUACAAAUUAACGCCGCAAUCAUAAAGUGUGGCUGCCGACGCCUUUCCUUUCUUUCGCUCGCCCCUCGGUGACCGGCGGCCCCGGGCUCCGGCGGGGAGCUCCGCCGCGUAAAUCCACUCUUGUUAAUUAUUCAGGGGCAGGAAUCGGCUCACUGGCCCUCACCGCCGCCCCGUUUCGACACCUCGGCGGCCGCAGCGCCGAGCGGGGCUGUUCGCGGGCAGAGAGGGGCUCUACGGAGCGCAGAAACGCAGCCAGUGUGACACGGAAUUGAAUCCGUCAACGUUUCCUGUCAGACUCGCCGAGGAGGCGACGGGAGACACGGACGGAGAGACCAACUACAUCUCGUCGCGCCCUUUCCCGUCGCCUCAACAUUUCUCCUCUCGAAAGGAAGCAAUACGGAGCUUCUGCGUUUGCCGGAAUACCUGUUUCGGAGUAGGCAGAUUUUUUUUUUUUUUUUAAACCCCCUUUAAAAAAGGGAAAGUGGUACAGCAGUUAGCCAAGAGACCGUUGAGUGAACACUAAAAAUCCUCCGCACGUCCGUUAGUGGGUUACGCGGGAGCGGGAGCGCGAGCGCGAGUGUGCGCGCGCUGGAAGGGAGCCACGCGCCGCGCGAAUCCGAAGGUGUCAGUGAACCCGCCGGAGGAGACAGGACACGAAACGCAUGUUUCUGGCAUGGUGCCCCCGCCCCAGGUGUGCGUCUCAACCCUGGUGACGGUGAGCACAAUGAUGGUGGUGGACCUCUACUUACUAGAGCAGAGCAUGAUGGGGGCUAAGUGGAAGGCAGGCCCAGCAGUGUGGCCCUCAGUAGCUGUGCUCCUGGGCGACCUGUGCUUCUUGCUAGCGCUCCGCUUUGUCUCAGCUGGCGUGGCAUCAGAGGCACGGUCGCCUCGCCGUGGCUUUGCCAAUGCCCUCUGGUUCCUCUUCCUUUCUCUUCUCCAGCUGAAACUCUUCUUCAUCUGCCAGAACUACCGGCAAGAGCGCCGGCCCCCUGACCCCCUUGCGCGAAAGACUCUCACCCUCCUCCUCUCCGUGUGCCUGCCGUCCCUCUUCUUGGUCCUGACUGGUGCCGACCACAUGACUCCUCUGCGCAGGAAGCAAGAGGCACGCAGCCGGCUACUGUGGGUGGUGGUGGACCUGCUAGAUGUGUUGGACUUACAGGCAGGACUAUGGGAGACCCAUGGUGAUGUGAAGGGGCCCCUCUGGUUGGAAGGCCUAAUGUUCUUCUACUGCUAUGUCCUGUUACUGCUGUUGCCCUGCGUCUCGCUAACGGAGCUGGGAAGCACCGCGGCACCAGGGGCUGAGCAUGGCACCCGCAGGGGGGCAGUCUAUCCCUGGCUGAGCCUCAUCACCGUCAACAUCCUUACGCUGUUCCUGCGGGGUGCAGGUGUCCUGUGGUACCGGGAUCCCCGUGUCUCCACAGUCUUCCUAGGCAAAAACCUCCUAGCAAUGGCUGUCAAGCUGAGCUCAGUAUGGGAGAAACGCAAGCAAAGGUCAGCAGGAGAGGCAGCUGGACCUGGCUACAGGAGCACACAUCUGGGGGCAGGACCUGAGCGGCUGGAGUGCCGUGGCCAUGUGCAUGCCCACUUGGCCCCAACGUCCACACAGUGCAACACCCUCUCCCGGGCACACAGCCAUACAGCCUCUCUGUCUUGCUCACAUGCAGAGCCUACAGACGCGAGUCUGGGAACAUCUUUUAUCUCACAUGAGCUGUAAACUGCCUCCUGGCCCUGACCUGGGUCUCACCUAUAAAGGUCAGUCACCAGCACCCUCCAGGUUUGGAACUGGACCAUUACAGCAGUACCUCCUUCAAUUUGCUCACUCAUUGUUCUAAAGGCUGAUUUAUUAACUCUGGAACAAAGAUGACAUUUUCAAGCCAGGGUCUAUUCCCGGUUGGCGUGGCGAUUGGCUGGGAAGUAGGGGCAAACACCAGGGUUUCGCCUAUGAGCAGGAAAGCUGUACCCUGCCAUUCAGUCCCUACUGAGAAAUGAACCCAUACUGUUGUGUACUGUGAAGCGUGAACACUGCCGCUCUGUCACAGAUAUUCAUAUCUCGAGUUGUAUUGCUUCAUUUUAAUAAAAUACUGGUUACUGACCCACUUGCACACACUACUUCCUAGAAGCAGUGGCCACCUCAAACCGCAACAUCUGACCUUAGACCAAACGAUCAUGUGGCCGGCUUCCAUGGAGCCAAAGUGGCCACAGAAUUGAGAACACGGAGCUCAAACAAACUGAACGAAUUUGUCUUAAUCAAAAACUAAAAGACUGGAGGGAAUAUAUAAGGACAUAAGCAGACUGCGUAAUAAAGUUUUAACACAUGUUUGAGGCCUCUUUUUUCCCCCCCUUCUUCAGGGAAUCCACAAGUCACUGGUAAACAUGCAGAAUUAGUGCUGAGCUGUGAAAACUAAUCACAAUUACAGUAAAAACAACAGCUGUUAAGCUCCUAUGGUUUCCCUGGCAGUAAAGCACUUCCCCUUGGCCUGACCACAUGCUACGGUGGGGGUGACCGUGGACUCAGGCAGAAUCUUUGUCCUGAUUUGGAUGGCAGAAGGGGGUCUAUUUAAUCUCCAUCAAGUCACCACUAAUGCACUCCGCACACCCUUCCCCUCUCCCAUGAACCAUUAAUACUUGGAUUAAUUGAUAUUGGACCCAUUUGUCAAAAUACUAAGAGCUCAUAUCAGUGAUUUACAGUAAA